This is a messenger RNA of Octopus bimaculoides (California two-spot octopus), 2251 nucleotides long. RefSeq names its product regulator of MON1-CCZ1 complex. Gene Ontology annotation, cellular component: Mon1-Ccz1 complex; late endosome membrane; lysosomal membrane. The record is from RefSeq and is a predicted model, not a curated record. Gene Ontology annotation, molecular function: protein binding. Lineage: Eukaryota; Metazoa; Mollusca; Cephalopoda; Octopoda; Octopodidae. Gene Ontology annotation, biological process: regulation of autophagy.
AAAACAUGGCAAACUCUACUUCAUCAGAAGUAGCUGAAGAAGGAAAUUAUUAUUUACAGCUAAACAAGAAUCCAAUAAGGUUUGAACCUGUCAGUAAGGUUACAAAUGUAUUUUUCGAUGAUUCUAACAAACAGGUAUUUGCUGUCCGAGCUGGUGGCACCACUGGUGUGGUGGUCAAGGGCCCUGAUGAGAAAAGUAACCUAACAUUCCGAAUGGAAGAUAGAGGGGAAGUUAUUUCUAUCAAAUUUUCACCUGACCGAAGAAUACUUGGUGUUCAAAGAUCUCUCAAGUCUGUCGAAUUCCUCAACUUUAGUUCUGAUGUUGUUCCUGACAAUAUGGAGUAUUCACAGACCUGUAAGUUGUGUCGGUGUUGCCUACCCUGGGCUACUAGUAAAUCCACACAAAUCCGAGGAUUCUGUUGGAGUAACAACACUGAAAUUGUCUUUGUCACAGAUCAGGCAGUGGAAUUCUAUCAAAUUUCUCCAGAAAAAAAAUCUUUGAAAUGUCUUAAAACCUUUUCUCUGUCCAUCAAUUGGUUUGUUUGGCUACCUGUAAACUGUGUAUUGUUAGUGUCUUCUGGAAUUGUUGGCAAUACUCUGAAUCCAUUCCAGUUCAAGCCUAGUACUGUAAAUCGUCUGCCAAAAUUUGAAGUAGACCUUCCAGCCGUACCUAAACCUGCUAAACAGACUUUACUGCAGCGGGAUGUGACUAUGGCUUGUCUGUAUGGCAUAGUGUAUAUAAUAGUGUUACGGCAUCAGCCACGUGGUGGCAGUGCUGGUGCUGAAAUAGUACUGUAUCAACUUCAGAAAGAAAGUCCAGCAAAGAAAACCAAUAUAUUACGUCUCGAUAUGAGUGGUCGUUUUGCUGUGAAUACAGUAGACAAUUUGAUAAUUGUUCACCACCAAGCCUCUCGUACUUCAAUGAUAUUUGAUAUCAACCUUCCUGGAGAAUCUGAUAACUACAUAAUGUGUCAUCACCCUGUACUCUCACCGCUACCAAUUAAGCCUUUCCGUUUGUUUCUACCACCUGCUCCUAGUCUUCCAGUUGGAACAGAGAAGACAGAAUACACUUUUGAAUUAUAUUCAGAUAAUUGGAUUGUAUUCCAGCCUGAUAUUAUUAUUGAUGCUAAACUUGGUAGUCUAUGGACAGUUCAGCUAUGUUUGGAACCAUUAGUGGAAAUGAUUCCCAAUAAGUUGAAACUGAUAGAGUUCUUAGUGUUGCGGAAAGACAGCAAAUUGGUAUUAUUGUCGGUAUGUCGACAAAUGUUAAUUCCUGGCCACCAAGCUACUCUUGUCACAAUCGCACAAAUUUAUGAUAUGCUAAAUGAUGUUUAUAAAAAUUAUCAAGAAGCUGAAACACAAUAUCUUGUACAUUCCGUUGAUAUCUCCAGCCGGCCUGAUCCAUAUCAACGUUCAAACAAAGUGAUAUUAGACCAAUCUGAUAUGUAUACACAUGUUUUUUCAGUCUUUGAAAAUGCCAAGAACAUAUCUCACAAAUUUAUGGUUGCAGUUCUAAUUGAAUAUAUCCGAUCCUUGAAUGAGCAUCAAAUAAAUGUCCAGCACUAUCUAUAUGAACUUGUUAUUAACAUAUUGGUCAAUCACAAUUGUUUCUACCAAUUGCACCAGUUUUUACAGUACCAUGUCCUCACAGAUUCCAAACCUUUAGCUUGUCUAAUGCUGUCACUUGAAAGUGUUUAUACUCCAGCUCACCAGUUGGCACUAGAUAUGAUGAAGAGAUUAUCUACAGCUAAUGAAGAAAUCAUUGAAGUUCUGCUUUCGAAACAACAAUUACUGCCAGCUCUUAGAUUCAUUCGCAGUAUUGCUAUUAUUGAUACAGUGUCUGCUCGCAAAUUCCUUGAAGCUGCUCUCAACUGCGAUGACCAAAUGCUUUUUUAUACAGUGUUCAAAUUCUUUGAGCAGCGAAAUAUUCGCCUUCGAGGUUCACCAAAAUUCCCAUCAGGAGAACAUUGUGAGCAUUAUGUCCAUCAUUUUGAGUCAUUAUUUGGCACAGAAGCUUUGGGUGAUGUCCAGUCCAGUUAACUUCCAGAAGAAAAAGUCUUUUACCCAUCUAAAAAGAAACUAGGCAUGGUUUAUUAGAUUUGGAUAUCAAUCUUCAUGUAUUAAUUCUCUUUUGUCAUCUUAUCUACUGGAUACAGGCUGUUCACUUUUUGAAGUUAUCCUUUCUAAGUUUGUAACCUGCCACGAACAGACAUGAUUGAAAAAUGUACAGUGAAAUAAAUAUUUAAAACAAA